AGACAGGCUGCAGAAUUUAGAAGCUAUUUGAUCAUGGGCGGACUUCUUUGUUGCUGAGAGUCUCCCCGGUAAACUUGGGACUCCGCGGAAGAGGGAGGCAUGGCUGCGAUUAGAGACUGGAAGAAACAUUAAAUCUGUUACAAAAUCCUGGAAGAUACUGUGAAGAAUCAUGGAAGAUAAAAGACAAAGAGCUAGAGUACAGGGUGGCUGGGCUGGACCUGCUAAUAUUAAAAGAGCCUCUCGUUCAGCUUCUGAGGUUUCAGAUCCCAGUAAUCAAGUCAUUUCAAGCAUUGCACAAUCCCAGGUGAGAAGAGCAAAGCCAAUUCCAUCUGAAAGGCAGUUUGCUUUUAAAGCACCAGAAGAGGUGGUGCGACAAGUCCCAGCGCCCGUAAUAAUAGAGAAACAGGGUCAGUAUGAGAUCAGCGUGUUGCCAUCAGGAGUGUCUCGGCUUCUUUUGAUACCUGACUUCAUUGAUGCAAAAGAAGGUGACUGGAUGUUUGAACAGCUCCUCCAGGAGGUCCCUUGGAGGCAGAGAACACAUAUCAAACAAGAUUUAUCUUAUGAGGAGCCCAGACUCACAGCAUGGUAUGGUGAACUUCCAUACACUUACUCUUGGCUGACGUUGCAACCAAACCCUAAUUGGCAUUCACUGUUGACCAUGCUGAAGGAUCGCAUUGAAGAGGUCACUAAGCACACCUUCAACUCUCUGCUCUGUAAUUUAUAUCGAAAUGAGAAGGACAGCGUGGAUUGGCACAGUGAUGAUGAGCCUGCACUGGGAAGGAACCCUGUCAUUGCCUCACUCAGCUUUGGCGCCACCCGGAUGUUUGAGAUGAGGAAGAAACCCUUACCUGAGGAGAAUGACGAUUACACUUAUGUGCAAAGAGUACGUGUACCGCUGGAUCACGGAACUUUGCUAAUAAUGGAAGGAGCUACUCAAGAAGACUGGCAGCAUCGUGUACCCAAGGAAUACCACUCCAGGGAAGCUCGGAUAAAUCUGACGUUUAGGACAAUGUAUCCAGACUUGGAGGCAGUAUGAACUUGAAAAGAGGAAUCUGUCAUACUGUCAAUCUGCUUCUGAUCCCCAAUGUAAAUGCUGGUUUAGGAGCAACAGACUUAGUGGGUUCAGAGUUUUGCUGGCUAAGAUCUAAAGGCACCAAGAAAAUGUAAUGAGAACCAGUGAUGGUUGCAAGCUCCCAGUGGUCGAGUGAAUGCCUUUUUCCAAGAUGAAAAUGUAGCGCUCAAUGGUAAACAAUUUUGUUUUAUUCAAAAGAAACAAUCUGCUUUCUUUUUUCAUGCUGGAAUUAAUGCCUGGCAAAUUCCAGUCAAGCAUCUGAGAGUUUGCUAAUCUGUGAAUAGUGCUUUUAAAUAGAUUUUCUCCUGGGGGAGUUGAGAGUGGAUGUCUUGGCAGAGCUGAGUGACACUGGUAUUUUUGUUUAUACUGUACUGAACUAUCUUAAUUUCCCUCCAUAGGCAACAUCAGGGUCCAGCUUUUAGUGCUGGUGGUAGCCCAUAGUGCUGGUGGUAAGGCCCAGCUCAAAUGAAAGUUCUAAACCUAAAUAAGCAUAGCGAUGUGGUAAUAGUCCUAAGCAUGUGCAGAGGUAGUCAUAAGCAUAUGCAGCCAGGAAGAGCCUUAGUGUGAUGAAAUUCGAUGCAUGGGGUCAUACAAUAGACUGGUAGUACACUUUAGUAGUGCAAUUGUAUUUUCCAUCUUCAUAUUUUAUUCACUAGCUAACUAUUAAUACAUUUUUGAAAAACUGACUACAUGGGAAAAAUAAUCAAAAUUAUUGUGGGGGACUUAUUGGCUAAAAGCAGUUAGCUGUACACCCUUCCCCUGAGUAUCUCUAAAAGGAAUAUUGCCCAAUUUGAUAUCCUUCCAUUUAUUUAUGGGGGGUGGGGUUAACCCAGAAGAAACACAUGAUGCUGUCCUAUAAUGAGCUAGGCCACUGGCUUUUCUAAUUUAGAAAUGCUCACUCUAAUCUGGGUAAUAUGUCAGAAUAGUGUAUUUGGAGAGCCAGCAUGAUGUAGUGGUUGAGAGCACUGGGCUCUGAUCUGGAGAACCAGGUUUGACUCCCCGCUCCUCCACAUAAGUGGCAGAAUCUUUUCCUCUACGUGAAGCCUGCUGGAUGACCUUGGGCAAGUUUCAGUCCUUGGAACUCGCUCUGCCCCACCAAGCUCCCCAGGUGUCUGUUGUGGAGAGGGAAAGGGAAGGUGGACUGUUAACCACUCUGAGACUUCUCACAGAAGAGAAAAGCAGGAUAUAAAACUCAACUUUUCUCUUCGUUUAACUUUGUUUCCUGUUAUCUUUUUAACAGGAGAUGCCAGAGACUGAAUUUAGGAUUUCUUGCAUGAAAAACAUAGGUUCUGAGCUUUGGUUCCUCCCUUAAAGGUACAAGGACUAGGUGGAAUUAAACUUCUUUUCUUAAGGUCAGCUUCAGGAGCCACAGGCAAGAAAAUGGUUCUAGAUGCUUCAGGGUGAGGAGUCCUUGACAAAAAUUGCCUGCCUACCACAGCAGUAGCUGGUGAAUAAAACUUUUCUCUCUCUCUGAGUUCCUGCAGAGUCCCUGCCAGUCAAUAGGCAAUACUGAGUUAAACAUGGUGGCUACAAGCAAGGCCUUGUUGUCCUCCAUUUGGGCCUGAAUUUAAUGGCCGUAGGCCACUUCAGAUGGCUUUUUUAUUGCAGCUAACUGAGGAGAGAAUACUCCACUCAUGUCAGCAUGUGCUGAAAACAAAGUACAGAUGAUCUCUCAGUUGUUAGAAAUUCUUAUAAUUAAUUGAAAACAGACAAACUCUGCAUAAACCUUGCCAAUUUAGGCUAGUUUUCAGAAAAUAUUUAUCAGCAUCUCUCUUGUCCGUCUCCACUAUAGUGUAAGUGGAAAUUGCUGCUUGCUGAGAACAGAACGAAAUGACUAAUCUGCUGCUAUGUGCAAGUUUUCACUGUUACUGUAAAGAAUAAAUGUUGAAGACUCAGCACAACUGGGUGGAAUUGAUUUCUCUGUGUGUCACAAGAGUAACACAGUGUUAACCUGAUGUCUGUUUGGAGGGAUUGAGCAACUCUGAAAAGACUUUUGGAACAAUACAUGUUAGUAGGAAAGAACUGGUUUAAUUAGUGGGAAAGAUUCUGUUCGUCUUCACCUGUUGUGAUGUGAUCCACAAUUAGGUGAUGUGUCAAUGUUAAGUGGCCAAGCUGCACUCUCACAUUUUCUGUAAGGUUGUUUAAAAAUAGAAGAUGGGGAGAGGGAGGCCUGCAGGGCAACGAAAUAAACGUGGAUCCUGCAUGGCCAUGUUACUAUUAAAAUUUAGAAAGGUCAGAGUGACCUUGAAGGAAAUUUUGUUCUAUCCCAAAAUCCCAGGGACUCUAAUAAAUCCAUUGGAAACUA
This is a messenger RNA of Sphaerodactylus townsendi, 3377 nucleotides long. It is a transcript of the gene ALKBH3, whose product is annotated as alkB homolog 3, alpha-ketoglutarate dependent dioxygenase. Gene Ontology annotation, biological process: DNA alkylation repair; DNA repair. Gene Ontology annotation, molecular function: dioxygenase activity. The transcript is spliced from 10 exons. Lineage: Eukaryota; Metazoa; Chordata; Lepidosauria; Squamata; Sphaerodactylidae. Gene Ontology annotation, cellular component: nucleus. The record is from RefSeq and is a predicted model, not a curated record. Bases 170 to 1036 code for a protein of 288 amino acids.